UAAAUACUUUGUUCUUCAUUUACCACCUAAACUUGAAGUCUAAAUCUCCAAUUUCCAAACAUGAAGAACCAUGAAGGAGGAGACACCACAGUUGAGUCAACUAGACCAGCGGCAACUCCUCGGAGAAUCAUCUUGUUUCCCCUACCGGUCCAAGGUCAUAUCGGUCCCAUGCUUCAGCUAGCAAGCAUUCUUCAUACCCAAGGUUUUAAAAUAAUUAUCAUACACCCUGAAUCAUACUCUCCCAAUCAUUCAGACUAUCCUCACUUCACCUUCAAGCCCAUUGUCGACGGGUUUUCCGAGAUUGGAAAGCACAUUCCGGAGAAACCGGAUCCUAGCUUUUUCAUUACGUACCUUAAUGAACAUUGUGCAGAUUCAUUUACUGAUUGUCUUGCUGGUUUGCUGGCUGAACCCGGUGAGCCACCGGUGGCCUGUUUAAUCACAGAUGCUGAAUACUACUUCACGCAGGAGGUCGCCGACUCGCUGAAGGUCCCUAGAGUGGUGAACUGGGCUUGCAACAUUGUUGUCCUUCUUGUUUAUAAUGAUUUAUCUUAUUUCUAUGAAAAGGGUUACUUCAACCUCACAAUGAAAGAUUCAGAAUACGAAGAGCCAGUGCCGAAAUAUCCUUCUUUGAAAGUAAAAGAUGUCAUACAAACAUCAAGAAACCCGAAUGGUAUGGUGAGAUUUGUAACCAAAGUGAUGAAACAAGUAAAGGCCUCAUCUGGAAUAAUUUGGAAUUCCUUCAAAGAACCCGAAGAGGAUUUAAUGCAAACUCUUAGCCACGAUUUUCCUAUUCCAAGGUUCACUUUAGGCCCACUUCAAACGUAUUUGCCACCAUCGACCUCAAACAACAUGUUUGAACAAGAUCGAACCUUUUUCUCAUGGCUGGAUGCUCAACCCCCCAUGUCUGUGAUAUACGUAAGUUUCGGGAGCGUUGCAAGCAUAUCUGAGUCAGAAUUUCAAGAAGUGGCUUAUGGGUUGGCAAACAUUGAUUUUCCUUUCUUGUGGGUGGUCCGACCAGGUGUGGUUAAAGGUUCAGAUUGGCUCGAGUCAUUGCCUGAGAAGUUUCUCGAAGAAGUGGGUGGUAGGGGACGGAUAGUGAAAUGGUGUCCUCAAAAAGAAGUGCUAGCACAUGAGGCAAUAGGAUGUUUUUGGACGCAUAAUGGAUGGAAUUCAACAUUGGAAAGUGUAUGUGAAGGAGUUCCUAUGAUUUGUUCACCCUGUGAUGUCGGGCAACCAUUAGUUGCACGAUACGUGUGUGAUGUUUGGAAGAUCGGUAUUUUGUUGGAGGAUGGUCUUCAAAGGGAGGGAAUCAAGCGAGCGGUGAAAAGGCUAAUGAUAGAUAAAGAAGGUGAAGAGAUACGUGAGCGAAUCAAUCGGUUGAAGGAGGAGGUAAAAAUCUCUUUUGAUGAAGGUGAAUCAUCACAUCGGUCUCUAAAGAGUUUGGUUGAUUACAUUUCAUCGUUUUAGCUUCACUACUUGAAGUAUUCUAGGUUGAAACUUCAUAUAAAUUAAGAUAAGUUGCUUUCAAGUAGCAAAUCUCAUCAACAUAAGCUUGUUGCUAUGUAGCAAAUAUCAAUGGGUAAAUAAAGCUUUGGAUAAAUUACAUUUUUCGUCCUUUAUGUUUGUAUCGAAUUGCAAUGGAUGUCCUUUAACUUCAAUAAUUACAGUCACAGUCCUUUAUUUGUAAAAUUUAUUACACUUUACGUCCUUUAGCACUAACCAGGUUAAGAUUUCCAGUUAAGUAUAACAUGUGCCUUGCACAUAAGGGUAGAUUAGUAAUUUUACCUAUUAUAUUUAAAAUAUCUUAUUUAUCCUUUCAUUUUCACAGCCAUAUAAACCUUAUCCUUUUUAUCCCUCUUCUCUCUCAUGUUUCUCCCUGUAAAACAACCAGCUACCACCACCCUUGGUGGCGGAGCCACGACGGCAGCACCAACUAGGCAACUACCACCACCAUCCCAACCUCCGGUACCCACCCAAGACCAAUAAACAACAACGGUUUCCUCCAUGAAUCGGCGGUGCUCGAUUGACGACCUUUGAAGAUUCCGAGAAGGUGAGUGAUUGCAGAUACGUUUGCAAGGUCUGUUUCCCCGAUCUACUUCUCGGAUUUAUAGAUCUAUGAUUCGUUAGCUUUUCGUUCGAUCGGAAUGUUGUUUUUCAGUGAGUAUUUAAUCUAAUUUGGUUGAAAUGUUGAAUCAAAUUUUGGUAAUUUACGAUGAGUUUUAUAAAAUGUUGAAUCAAUUUUUGAUAA
Molecule: messenger RNA, 2248 nt
Organism: Helianthus annuus (common sunflower)
Lineage: Eukaryota; Viridiplantae; Streptophyta; Magnoliopsida; Asterales; Asteraceae
Product: UDP-glycosyltransferase 76G1
Exons: 2
Coding region: 61-1467 (468 amino acids)
Molecular function (GO): UDP-glycosyltransferase activity
Source: RefSeq, a predicted model, not a curated record